Messenger RNA from Sinocyclocheilus grahami, 1471 nucleotides. Its product is annotated as NACHT, LRR and PYD domains-containing protein 12-like. Lineage: Eukaryota; Metazoa; Chordata; Actinopteri; Cypriniformes; Cyprinidae. Gene Ontology annotation, molecular function: protein binding. The record is from RefSeq and is a predicted model, not a curated record. The annotation marks the transcript as partial. The transcript is spliced from 10 exons.
CUCAGACUUGGACUCGGGGUCAAACAGAUACGUAAUUAUAAUAGUUCAGUACAUCAAGCAGAAAUUUGAAGCGAAUCUGUCUCCAGAGAGAUCCAUCAAUCUGUUCUACUGUCUGAAUGAACUGAACGACCAAACUCUGGUGAAAGACAUUCAGACCCACCUUAGCAAAGGAAGCCUCUCAUCUGCUGAUCUUUCACCUGCCCAGUGGUCUGCUUUGGUCUUUGUGUUGUUGACAUCAGAGGAGGAGCUGCAGGAGUUUGAGCUUCAGAAAUUCAAGAAAUCAGACGAGUGUCUCAUUAGAUUAUCAGCAGUCAUCAAAACCUCCAAAAGAGCUCUGCUAAAUGAUUGUGACUUAACAGACAAAAGCUGUCCAGCUCUGGCUACAGUUCUUGGAUCAGAUACCAAUCUGAAAGAGCUGAAUAUGAACAAUAAUAAUCUGCAGGAUUCAGGAGUGAAGCUGCUCUGCACUGGACUAAAGAAUAUAAAUUGCAAAUUAGAGAUACUGAGGCUAAAUGAUUGUGACUUAACAGACAAAAGCUGUCCAGCUCUGGCUACAGUUCUUGGAUCAGAUACCAAUCUGAAAGAGCUGAAUAUGAACAAUAAUAAUCUGCAGGAUUCAGGAGUGAAGCUGCUCUGCACUGGACUGAAGAAUAUAAAUUGCAAAUUAGAGAUACUGAGCUUUCUGAAACAUGUUAUAGGAGUUCCUCAAAACUUCAUAAGAAACCUGCAAUCUGUCCUCCUUCCAUUUGCAUUGAGCCUGUCUACAAGUCUGUCUCAGAGUAUGCAUAGCGUGCAUGCCAGGGCACAGUAUUUCCUCUCGUCCUAUUACAUGUGUGAAUCAGUGGUCGGGGCUAAAGAGUAUUUCCUCUCGUCCUAUUACAUGUGUGAAUCAGUGGUCGGGGCUAAAGAGUUCAUGACCCCUUUCAGUAACCGUAAACUGAAGGAUCUCAGUCUGAAGAACAACUGUAUCACAGAAGGAGCUUGUCAUGUUCUGGCUGCAGCUCUAAAUUCAAACCCUUCAAAUCUGACAGAGCUGGAUCUGAGCAGGAAUCAAAUAGCAGACUCUGGAGUGACAGAAAUCUCCAGUCUGCUGAGAAAUUCACAGACACUGCAGAUACUCAGUCUGAAGAACAACUGCAUCACAGAAGGAGCUUGUCAUGUUCUGGCUGAAGCUCUAAAUUCAAACCCUUCAAAUCUGACAGAGCUGGAUCUGAGUGAGAAUAAACUAGGAAACCCAGGAAUGAAGAUCAUCUUGACUCUGUUUGAAAAUGUACAGUGUAGACUGCAAAAGCUGAAGCUGAAUAAUUGUGAGCUGACAGAGAAAAGCUGUUUAGUUCUAGCUACUGUUCUCUCCUCCAAAACCAUCCUGAAAGAGAUUAACCUGAACAGCAGUCGUCUGCUAGACUCAGGAGUCAAAGAGAUCUGUGAGGGACUGAAGAAUCCUGUGUGUGAGCUGAAGAUACUGAAGUGA